AUGCAAGACGAGGACGACCUACUUUUGGGUGCCGUUGAAGAAGAGGCGAUGGCCCAACAUCUAGGCUUUACGGACGAUUUUGAUCAUCAUCAGGGUAAUGGUGGUUCAUCGAGUAGCAGCGUUGGAGGAUCUUCUAUUCAUAUUCCAACAGCCGUUAACGGAGCAUUAAUGAACAAUCCAUUAUCAUCGGUAACUCCAACCACCGCAAAUCAUCAUCUGAUGUUAGGUGUUCCGACUACAACGAAUAAUGGACAUCUUCCUCAAGCACCAACAUCUUCAGCCGCCUCUCACUUAAUUCCAUCGGCAGCCUCUGGUGCUGCUUUUCUUCAUCCACUUCUUGGUAUGUCUCUCACACCUCUUGGUAUGCAUCCAUACGUUCCGCUUCAUCCAACCAUUCCGCAGAUGCCUCUUCCAAAUGGGAUUCCACAACCACUUCUGGGGUUGACUUCACCAGCAUCAUCACAACUCCUUUCAUCUCCCUUGGCGUUUGGUCAUCGGGUAUUACCUCCUACUGAGGAACCUACCGAAGAAGAACAAGAGGUUUACGAAGUUUAUGAUGAUGAUAAACAAGAUCCAACCGAAUUUCCAACAUUGGCGCAGGAAGAUGUUACUAAUGAGCAACGACUCGAUGAAAUCCUAUCUGGGGUGCCAAUUUCAGAAGAACAAGAGAGAAUGAAAUAUUACAUGGCUCAUGGAGUUAAAUAUCCUUUUGUGGCACAAUGGAGAAAUCCACUAAUACACUCCAUAAGAGAAAAUGUAAUCGUUAAACAUGUAGUAACCUUUAACCAAUAUUUCGGAGUAGUUGUAAUUGUGGAACCACUUUAUGUCGGAGCAGAUAAGAAAAAGAAAAAAACCACUGUAACCGAUUUGCGUAGAACUGGUUUCUAUGUACAUGCUGCUGACCUCUAUGGUAUGAAGAAAAAGAGUGUGAUUGGAAGAUUAUUGGAUGAUCAUCGAAAAUAUAGACAAAGAUGCAUUCUUGUAAAUGAAACCAAGGCCCUCUACGAGUCACAAGACGUUCAGAUGUUGAAAACUAAGUGUGAAGCUAAAAUCCCAAAAAUUAACGAAAUUACAAAUUUACUAAGCAAUAUGACACAACGACUGAAGAGCAGUGAGGACCCUGAGCUCGUGACUGUCGUGAAUAGAUAUGAAUCUCAUGGAGGAAACCCUCCCCAAAAAAUUAAUAAGAAAAUCGAUGUUGCCAAAGCACUUGAAAUUGAUGACAUUAAUGAGAGAAUUACCAAUUUAUGUCCUCCUGGUACGGGAAGUAUUAACGACUUACCAACGUUGGUGCGAUAUGCAACAACAUGCCUUAAAUUCCCAUUCGAAGCCAAAGUGACGUCGCUUUAUUCUUUCCUUAAUGAUCAACAAGUAGAGUUUACAGUAUUACUGAAUAGUGUAAAUUAUCGAUGCAAACAGGGUAUCAUUUUUAAAGGAUCGAUUUUGUCUGGAAGAUUGGAACCCAUUGAUCAAAGGUUUAAAGUUCAUACCCAAACUGAUGAUGACGAUGAUUCUGGUGCAGAGGAUGGCCCAACUAACAGAAAAAAGAGAAAGAUGUCCUCUCAUACCUCUCUCGAUUCAUUCAAUGGCCAAUCAGUUAAGGUGGAAUGCUCUCGGCUGAGAUUUGAAGAUCCAAAGUCAGUCAAUUUCAAAAUUCUUCUCGAUUAUCAGACAUGGUUCUGUCAAUCCACUCUGUUCGAUGAGAAGAAGGUGGAUGAUCAAUGGAACAAUCUGAGAUUUUAUUUACAAUUUGUGGAGUAA
Naegleria fowleri is the source of this 1761-nucleotide messenger RNA. RefSeq lists its product as uncharacterized. The coding region runs from base 1 to 1761 and encodes 586 amino acids. The record is from RefSeq and is a predicted model, not a curated record. Lineage: Eukaryota; Heterolobosea; Eutetramitea; Acrasida; Naegleriidae. The transcript has a single exon.